AUGAAACUCGACCAACUCCCUCAAUCCAAGUCACUGACGAUGGAAUCUAAAUUCUACCUUUCGCCGGCGAUAUUGGUAACGCUUUCACCAAAGCUGGCCGGCGACCAGAAGGACAGGGUUUGGCUGGCGACUGUUUCUUUGUCGAUUGAACUUCGCCUCUACAAAUUUCUUCGCCUAUGUAAUAUUGUUCUAGCCACACUGCCCACCCCUGAGAAGACAAAGCACGAGCGAGAGAAGAUCAAUCAUAAAUACAGGAAGCCCGAUGUGGCCGGCAACAAGAAGAAGGAGAUCACAGCCCAUCUGCGCCGGCAGGCCGAGCGAGGCAGCAAGAACAGCAGCAGCAACAACAAUAACAACAACAAUAAUAACAGCAGCAACAACAGCAACGACAACACCAACAGCGACGACAUCGCCGACGCGGAGUGGGUGGCCGCGAGGUCACCACCUACGUCCUCAUGGGCGGCGGCCCCAACGCAAGUCUCUUUUCAAUUUGUUCUGGUCAUUGUUCCAUCCUACUUCCACCCUGAAUUCCUCCGCCGGCGGUACAUAUGUCUAACCGAUAUACAGACCGCACAGCUCUCCCUCCUUCGUGGAGGAGAAUGUAUCGUCGCGCCUCCCCGGUCGGUUGUGGCCUCUCCCAGCCUGGCCGGAAAGUUCAUUCUCCCAGGUGGCACUACUCUCCCAGACGGGAUGCUGGUCUCCGGCGGCCUCACCACCUUUCUUCCAGGCGGCACUGUAGUGCAAACAAACCUCUGUCCCAACCAGAGUGCCCUGGUCCAGUUGGACCAACAAAAAGUUCCCUCCCGGGGGCAUUGA
This is a messenger RNA of Diaporthe amygdali, 816 nucleotides long. RefSeq lists its product as uncharacterized. Bases 1 to 816 code for a protein of 271 amino acids. NCBI's taxonomy places the organism in Eukaryota, Fungi, Ascomycota, Sordariomycetes, Diaporthales, Diaporthaceae. The transcript is spliced from 6 exons. The record is from RefSeq and is a predicted model, not a curated record.